AAACAUCUUAGGACAUUGAAUUUGAGUGGUAAUUGUAUUGAAGAGCUUCUGGAAGAGAUAGGUGAAUUGGUGCAUCUGAGGUUCAUUGAUUUGUCUAAAAAUUAUGGUUUGAAAAAGCUACCCAAGGCGGUGUGUAAUUUAUACAAUUUGCAGACAUUGCGCCUUAUUAGGUGUGAGAAACUUGAAAGUCUACCUCAGAGCAUGGGAAAGUUGAUUAACUUAAAGCAUCUUUAUGCUUGGGGUUGCUUUAAGCUGAAGUACUUGCCGAAAGGGAUUGAGAGAUUAACAAAUCUAAGAGGAUUAGAUCAGUGCCCUGUUGGCGGUGGUAAAGACGACGAUGAAGCGUUCAAAUUAGGAGAUUUGAGAAACUUAGACCAACUUUGUGAACUUUGGAUAGUAAUUCAUGGGGAUGUGAAAAUUGCUGCGGGUGAGGGUGAGAAAGCAUCACCCCUGGGGAACAAACAUCAACUCUCAAAAUUGAUUAUAUCUUUUCAUUGGGAAGAUGAGGAGAGAAGAAGUGCAGAAAUACUGAAUUUCUUACAACCGCAUCCAAAUUUGGAAUCUUUAGAUAUUAGAGGGCAUAAUGGAAGCAGUGCCCCUAACUGGAUCAUGUCAUUAAACAAUUUGAGAUAUCUUCUACUUUCUGAUUGGGAAGAAUGUGAAGUUUUACCUCCUUUGGGAAAAUUGCCGUCCCUCGUAAAACUGUCGCUUAUUGAUAUGAAAGGAGUAAAAAAGGUUGGAGUUGAGUUUAUGGGAAUAGAAAAGGAAAUGUCAUCAGCAUCAUCAUGCAUUACUCUAUUCCCAAAAUUGAAAGCACUCGAAUUUUACUCCAUGGGAGCGUGGGAAGAGUGGAAAGGAGUGGAAGAGUGGAAGGAAGAGGAUUGGGAUAUCACCAUAAUGCCAUGCCUUUCUUUUUUACAGUUUUGGGGCUGCAGUCAGCUAAAAACAUUACCAGACUUCUUGCGGAAAACACCACUUCAGACACUUAACAUCAAGGACUCUUCUAGUCUUGCACGAUGUUGCGGAAAAGGCAGAGGAAAGGAGUGGCCCAAGAUUUCUCACAUCCCCAAUAUCACAAUCAUGCCUGAAUAUUCUGAUUCUGAUUUUGAUGAUGAGGGCGAAGGCAUAGUCGAAGCAGAGGAUGAUGUUUAGUUGCAUGAGAGGCCUUCCACUUCGGGGCUCACGCAUUUUCGCUUUAGAGGAAGUGAGAUGGAAAGGGAGACAAAGCUGCAUGCAUUACUAGAACCGGUGGUUGGCUGCUGCAUUACAGAUUUCAUCGGAGUCGUCUUUUCCAUUGCUUUCGGGCAGAAUGAAGAUCGUCUAGACAUAGGCACAUUAAUUGUGUGUGUAUGUGUGUACAUUAUAAUGCAAAGAGCUCCAGACUUGUUUGAGGUCUUCACUAUAUUUCUCAGAAAAAUGCUGUCGAACGACUAGAAUAUUAUUCACUGGACCUGUGGUGUGCAAAUUUUAUGUAUAUACUAAACAAAUUAGUAAAGUUUGGCAGAUUGAACUUAACAACUGAGAUAUUCGAAUAUAUACUCUAUUAUUUAUGAAAUAGUGGUACACUCAUUAGCACUAAAUUUGCUUUAAUAUCAUCAAAUUUGCAUAAACCCGGGGAAGGAAAUAAUUCAAAUAGCAUCC
This is a messenger RNA of Malus domestica (apple), 1641 nucleotides long. NCBI's taxonomy places the organism in Eukaryota, Viridiplantae, Streptophyta, Magnoliopsida, Rosales, Rosaceae. The record is from RefSeq and is a predicted model, not a curated record.